UGAUUGGUUUAAAAUAGGUGAUGGGGGUAAUAUUUACCACCAUAAUCGAUUUUUCACCAAUCAGCAUUCAGUAUCAGAACGCCGAUCACCGCCGAUGCCUGUAUGAGGGUUUGGGUUAAUUCUUGUGAAUACUGUGUAAAUUUUUAGACUAGAAUAUUUUCAGUCAGAUCUAUUAAGGUUUCGAAGUUUAUCUUAAAAACUAGUCCGAUAGCGGAUUCUUUGUCGUAAAUACUGAUCGAGUAGGCAACGAAUAUGGCAUCGACUAAGGUCGACUGGGGGCAGCACGCCGAUGAACAGGAUAAAUUGGCGUUGAAGGUAACCGGUUUGGACUUGGAUAAAUCGAAUUCGACAUCCAUUCCUACUUCAUCUGUGAAAGAUGGAGACAUCAAGAGUGAUGACGAUACGUCAGAAGAACAGAUUUCACCAGCAGAGAAGUCUCUCCUACAAAAGAUCAUAAGGAAAGGAUUGGUAGAAACAACAAAGGAUUUAGAGAUUCAAAGAAAAGAUCCAAAUUCUCCAUUAUACAGUGUCAAAACCUUUGAUGCACUUCAUCUCAAACCUGCCUUACUAAAAGGUGUUUAUGCCAUGGGAUUCAAUGCACCCUCUAGAAUUCAAGAAACUGCUUUACCUACUUUACUCGCUGAUCCACCACAAAAUAUGAUUGCACAAUCUCAGUCUGGAACGGGUAAGACAGCAGCAUUUGUACUCGCUAUGUUGAGUCGAGUGAAUGUUACAGAGAAUUACCCACAGGUUCUUUGUUUGUCGCCAACUUAUGAAUUAGCAAUCCAAACUGGCGAAGUAGCGGCAAAGAUGUCGCGCUUCUGUCCUGAGAUAAAAAUAAAAUACGCUGUAAGAGGAGAAGAAAUAAGUCGUGGUUCAAAGAUUGCUGAACAUAUUAUUAUAGGAACUCCAGGCAAAGUACUAGAUUGGGGACAAAAGUUCAAGUUCUUUGAUCUAAGCCAAAUAUCGGUAUUUGUAUUAGACGAAGCUGACGUUAUGAUCGCUACGCAAGGUCAUCAAGAUCAGUGUAUACGUAUUCACAAAUUACUGCCACGUACGUGUCAAAUGAUGUUCUUUUCUGCGACAUACGAGCCGGAAGUGAUGAACUUUGCAGAGAUUAUAGUCAGUAAUCCACUAAUAAUACGGCUAUUAAGGGAAGAAGAAAGUUUAGAUAAUAUCAAGCAGUAUUAUAUUAGAUGCAAAAAUGUGGAUGAGAAAUACACAGCUAUCACUAAUAUUUAUGGAGUGAUUACUAUUGGACAAGCGAUUAUUUUCUGUCAUACAAAGAAAACAGCUAGUUGGUUAGCAGGAAAAAUGACGAAAGACGGACAUGCGGUAGCAAUAUUAUCUGGUGACUUAACAGUGGAACAAAGAAUUUCUGUAUUGGAUAGAUUUAGAGCUGGACUUGAAAAAGUUCUCAUCACCACAAAUGUCUUAGCUAGAGGCAUUGAUGUUGAACAAGUAACGAUAGUAGUCAAUUUUGAUUUACCGAUGGAUCAAAAGCGGCAAGCCGAUUGCGAAACAUACUUACACAGAAUCGGAAGAACGGGGCGAUUCGGCAAGUCUGGGAUCGCCAUUAAUUUAAUUGAUUCUGAUCACGCUAUGCAAUUGUGCCAGAAUAUAGAAAAACAUUUUGGCAAGAAAAUCCAUUACCUCGACGCAGAAGAUGCAGAUGAAAUCGAGAAAAUCGGAGCCUAGGCUAAUAUGGCUUUUUAUCAUGAAUAUAUCUAGGCUUUAAUAUACUAUUUUUUAAAGCGGACUUCUCUUUGUAUUUUGAAUAUAAAAUGAGAUAUUUUUUUUCCAACUGUAUACCUGUACACUACAAUACCGCUUUUCUCUAUUGUAUUUUUUCUUUCGCAUCCAUGUUUGGUGUAUUUAAUUGGGUCGAAAUAAGAUUAAAAAUUGAAACUAUUUAUAUGUUGCAUAUGCUGACUGCAUGCAUACGCUAUCAAUUC
This is a messenger RNA of Cyphomyrmex costatus, 1955 nucleotides long. It is a transcript of the gene Dbp80, whose product is annotated as putative ATP-dependent RNA helicase Dbp80. NCBI's taxonomy places the organism in Eukaryota, Metazoa, Arthropoda, Insecta, Hymenoptera, Formicidae. The record is from RefSeq and is a predicted model, not a curated record. Gene Ontology annotation, molecular function: RNA helicase activity; nucleic acid binding; ATP binding. The transcript has 8 exons. The coding region runs from base 253 to 1698 and encodes 481 amino acids.